AUGACUGUGUUCAAAGCUAAGAAAGCCGAAAAUGUACAAGUUGCGCUUAUUGCAAGCAGCGGCAGCGCCAAUCGUAAGCUUGAUGUAAACUCGGAGAAUUUUCCAGGUAUCGCUCUUCAUCCUCAGAGAGGUGCCAUGGUGUGGAUCGAGUCAUACGCCAACCAUAACCGGAUCAUGAGUGCCAACAUGGAUGGCACAAAUGUUCGGGUGCUCGUCGAGAAUAAGCUUGAAUAUCCCACGGGGAUAUCGAUUGAUUUGAUCACCAGUAACGUUUAUUUCGGUGAUGUGGAACGGGAGAUGAUUGAACGCGUAAAUAUGGACACCCGUGAGAGGACAGUGGUGCUAACCAAAGGCGUGCAUCAUCCUUUUGAUCUCAAAUAUUUCAACGGGUUUUUGUACUGGAGUGACUGGGCUUCUUCUUCGUUGAAAGUCGCUGAAAUGAGCACUCAUCACAGUUCUGCUCACCUCAUUCACUCGUUCACCGCCUUACCUUUCGGACUCGCUAUCAAUCAUUCAAUGUAUCAGCCAACGCCGUCGUCGUUCCCUUGCCAAUCUAACGACUGUCGAUGGAUGUGCGUUUCGAUUCCCAACGCCGAAGGCGAUCUUCAGGCUAAGUGUCUUUGUCCUGACGGCUACCUCACACUGCCUGAUGGCGAUUGUGGCCCCAUACGCGACUCAGUUGUUCAAGACGACCAAACAAUUCAGGGCGUGGGUGGGUUCUGGAUAAACUCAGAGCUUUUGCAGGACAUUUCUCACGUCGGUGUGGCGUGGAUGAAAGAACGUUGCGAAGCUGGCAGUGGCUGCCUUAACGGUGGCGAGUGCCAAGACGUGAAGAACGAGCACGGUCGUGUAACCAAGAUUGUUUGCAACUGCGUCUCUCCGUAUGAGGGCGAUCGAUGUGAGCGGACAAUCCCUUCAGUGAGUACGCCAACCAGCUCCCGCCAUCCUCUCGACCGUUAUGGUUCACGUUAUUAUUUACGGCUAUUUUUGUCCUGUUCAUCGUUGCUGCGUUCCUGCUAUCCUAUCGUUAUCUCGAACAAAUCAGGUACUCGUGGUAGGGCUGUGGUGAACCUUCCCAGGAAAGGUUCGGGUGUUCUGCGCAAGGAGUUCAGCAAUCCUCUGUUCAAUGACGACAGGUCAUCAACAGGUUCAUCGGCAGAAGAGCAGCCUGCGAAUGAG
Messenger RNA from Ostertagia ostertagi, 1179 nucleotides. Lineage: Eukaryota; Metazoa; Nematoda; Chromadorea; Rhabditida; Trichostrongylidae. The record is from the annotation of a GenBank genome assembly.